AUGGUUGAGGUGCCCAGGCGGAGCGCCUGGGGCAGGUGGAUUUCCCCCUUUUCUAGCUGUGGAGUUUUGUUGGAAGCUAUUACGAAGAAUGGAAGUACUGCUGGGGGAGGCGCUUACUGCCGAAAACCAGCCAGUAGCAAUGAUCAAAGUAAGCCAAAUAGCACGAAGGAGAGCAAUGCAUCUGCUGCAGGUGAAAGUGGAAAAGGCUACACCAAAGACCAAAUGGAAGGAGUAUUCAGUAUAAAGAAAUGUAAAAAUUAUUAUGAAGUCCUUGGGGUGUCAAAGGAUGCAGGUGAAGAAGACCUAAAGAAGGCUUAUAGAAAACUUGCUUUGAAAUUCCACCCGGACAAAAACCAUGCACCUGGAGCAACAGAGGCUUUUAAAAAAAUCGGAAAUGCGUAUGCUGUGCUGAGUAAUCCAGAAAAACGAAAGCAGUAUGACCUUACAGGCAGCGAAGAGCAAACAUGCAAUCACCCUAGCAACGGUAGAUUCAACUUCCAUAGAGGCUGUGAGGCAGAUAUUACUCCAGAGGAUCUAUUCAACAUGUUUUUUGGAGGGGCCUUUCCAACAGGUAGUGUACAUUCAUUUUCUAAUGGUCGUGCUGGCUACAGUCAUCCUAAUCAGCACCGUCAGAGUGGACAUGAGAGGGAGGAAGAGAGGGGUGAUGGAGGUUUCUCUAUGUUCAUUCAGCUGAUGCCUAUUAUUGUGUUGAUCCUUGUCUCCUUGUUGAGCCAGUUGAUGGUAUCUAACCCUCCUUACGCUUUAUACCCACGAUCAAGUACAGGGCAGACCAUAAAAAUGCAGACAGAAAACUUGGGUGUCGUUUAUUAUGUCAACAAGGACUUUAGAAAUGAAUACAAAGGAGUGUCAUUACAGAAAGUGGAAAAGAGCGUGGAAGAGGAUUAUGUGUCCAACAUUCGUAAUAACUGUUGGAAGGAGAGGCAACAAAAAACAGAAUUAAUUCAUGCAGCAAAAGUAUAUCGAGACGACCGUCUCCGAAAGAAAGCAGACUCCAUGUCCAUGGACAACUGCAAAGAACUAGAACGGCUGACCAGCCUCUAUCGAGGAGGAUGAACUACAAUCAUACAUGUACAUCUUUACGUAUGCCGUUCUCUCUCUUGUAAAUUAAGAAGAGAUUUAGUUUUACCAUGAAUGCUGGAAAAGAGGGGUGGAUGUAAAACUCUACUGUGUAGCUGUUUCCAGAAACCUUAUGCUGAAAUAUCAUUUAACGGCUUCUUGACCUACUGUGAAAUAUAGGUAACUCUAAUUGUCUAGAUUUUACUUCCAAGCUUCUGUGAAUUCUUUCAGCAGAGAGAAUAGCUCAGAGAGGAUGCUAUACUUGUAGAGACUUAGUCAUAGUGGUUCUCCUCUAACAUAUUUGCCAUGUAAAUAUCUGUGGAAAGAACACUUUGUGUAUAUACAAGUUAAAUGACUUUCUAUUUAAAAUCUCAGAAAUUUAGUUCCAUACAACAUUUUGUCUCACUGAUGGAAUAAAUAGUAUGGUUACAUCACUCCUAUUCAGAUGUCAAGUGUGUGGAGUUGAAACAAGAAUUUUUAAUAUUUUAUCUCUAACUCUAUGUAAAAUCUUCUAGGUUUACCAGCUUAGAGGAACUCGGUAUUUUUAAAUAUAAUGGCAUAUAUUCCUAAAUAUCUGUUGGGGUAUAUUGAUUUGGUGUAGAGUAGCAGUUAGCUGUUGUAGUUUUUUAGCAUUUCUAAGCAAUGCUGAGAAAAUGAAGAACUACGCUAAUCUCUUUUCAAAGUGAAUAUUUGCAAAUGCUGUACAGACCAUUAUAAGCAUUGCUUUUAGUACUCGCAACAGUUUACAGCAGCUCUACCAUUUGGCAUUCCAGUAGUAGUAAGUCCAUAUGUAUGGUUAACAUGCAUCCAUAGCUUCUUAAUUUUCACUGGAAAGGUAGAGGAAAACAUGCAAUAGUGAAACUUUAAAGCUCAAAAAAAAAGAAAAAAAAAAAGGUGACCUAAUUUUUUUUCCUGGGAGGCUUCCAUUUUCUUACUAUUUUUUUAUUUCAAGCUAGGUCCCAACACUGAUUCCUCAAUAAUGGGCACCACAGGUGGGACAGGGAAAUACUGCUAAGGACAAGCUAUUGUGCCUUUUGACACUUUUGCCAACUAUUUAAAUGCUUUGCUAGUUUGCAGCGUGCUCCUGUGGCCAGAGCCAUAUCGCUUGCCCGCUUGCCCCCGGGGCGCGGAAGAGGUAGGGUGUGCAUUUCUCUGGACCAGAACGUUGCUGGACUGACUUUCUAGAAAUGAGCAAGCGAACUGUUUGGCUCCUUACAUACAAGAUCGUGUAACUUGGUGGCCUGUACGUGGAAACUAUACAUAGCCACACCUGCUGAUGCAAAGAGGUGUUUCGAAGCAGCUAAGUACAAUGUACUUGAAGUUUAU
This is a messenger RNA of Egretta garzetta (little egret), 2403 nucleotides long. RefSeq names its product DnaJ heat shock protein family (Hsp40) member B14 (gene DNAJB14). The transcript is spliced from 9 exons. Gene Ontology annotation, cellular component: endoplasmic reticulum membrane. Gene Ontology annotation, molecular function: Hsp70 protein binding. Bases 1 to 1074 code for a protein of 357 amino acids. The record is from RefSeq and is a predicted model, not a curated record. Lineage: Eukaryota; Metazoa; Chordata; Aves; Pelecaniformes; Ardeidae. Gene Ontology annotation, biological process: cellular response to misfolded protein.